AAGCGGGCUUGGGUGUUUCAACGUGAGAAUGUUUACGUGCACGAAAGUUCAUACGUAAGGGUUAAGUUUGUAUAUCUUGUUAUAGGAGUUGACACAGUUGUUUCUCAAUGUGCCAUCUCAUCGCUGGCUUUAAACGUAUGGAAUGGGUAGUCAGAUCGCGCUGAAGCUUCGUACGAAACUACAAGCGUUAUUUUUUAAACUGGGAUGUUUCUCACAGCGCCACUCUUGGGCAGUUCUCGCCGUCGGCUUUUUUAUUCUUAUAGGAUUUUCUGUUGGUCUCAUAAAAGCAAAAAUCGAGACAGAUGUGGAGAAAUUGUGGGUAGAAGGUGAGUGAUUUGACGAACUAUGUCUAUGUUGCCGCCUUACAGCAGUUUCAGGCACGGUCGGAGUAGGUUGUUCGCCGGGAGUCGAAAGAUGAGAUUUAUAAAACUUUGGUUUGAAUAUUUGUAGCUUUGGCUGCAAACCUUUGAGGUAGAAUAAAAAUAUAAUACUCCUUUUCCUUUACGUAAAGAGAUCUUGUGGAUGAGUACGUGAUGAUAUUGUUGAUCUGACAGUACAGAUGCACAUGUGCAUAGCUUACCCUCAUGAGCUCAACCUGCCACUAGGAAAAUUUGGUUUGCCGAUUUUCAAGUUUAAGUGGUUUAACUGUUGAUUUAGGAAAUCUGAGUGAUGGAGGAAACUUUCUUGUUUAAUAACUACUGAAAUGGCGAAAGAGUUGCUUUAGAUUCAAUCUGUAACAGAUCAAAUACAUUUCCAUUUGUCCAAACCGGCGAAGGUCACGAUACUACUACACAGGCUGACUACUACGCUACUACUGAGGUUCAAACAGACGGAUCGGUCAAUCUUUAAUAGGGAAAACUGAACUUUUUUAAAUAUUUAAAAAUUUAUUUAUUCACACUUUUCUCAUUUAUUCACCAAACAAUUUCACGGCAAGAUGAAAAGAAACGAUCCAUUUCAAAAGUAUUGAUGUAAAUAUCAGCCAGUGGAUGUUUUGUGCGCACCGGAAGUGAUAAUCAUGCAUACAAAUGAAACAUUCGGUGUGGCGUGAUCUGACAUCAGACUAUAUGUAGCAUGAGGCAGCUGGUAUAAAACUCCAAUAGAGAAAAUAUUGUCUUUCAUUUCAGAAAUUCCUUUUUGUUUCUAAUUACAUGGAAAGUGGCACCUUCAGCAGAGGAGGAAUGGAUAAGCAAAUCCCGUGACGUAAUUGUUCCGAAUCAUGUAAUACAAUCACGUCACUUACGCUUCAUUUUUUUUUCAUUAGAUUGAUUCGUCUUGCAAAAAACAUUGAUUACGCAACAUGGGUAGAAAAAUUGGCUCUAAUGUGAGAGUGUUUUUUAAAAACAUCAAAAUUGUCGGUGUAAAGAAAGAGGAAGGAACAUUUAAUUACGUUUGAGUUUGUAUACAUGUUGUUAACUUACGAUUAGAGACCCAAUAUUAUAGAUCAUUAUAUAGGUCGGAAGAAGUAAGUGUUUUCCAGUCCAAAGUAAUUUGGCUUUUAUCUCAAUCUGCCUUUACAAAGUUAUUGUUCUUAAAACUUGCAGGGAGCGAAACGUUUGCAGCCUGCACGCAGAAUAGCCCAAGCGUCGGCGAUGAUGCAGAAGGCGUCAGGGGUUGGGGGGGGGGGGGGGGGGGGGGGGGGGGGGNAGGGGGUGUGGGGCGUUGGGGGCUUGUUGGCUGUGAGGCCGGAUUAUAGCCAUGCACAGUUUCGGUACAUUUUUGCUAAUUUCAAAAGCUAAUAAAUAUAAUUUAGAUAAAGGGAGCACGUCACGCGAAAUUUUUAAUUGAUGGGGCAAAACUAGUAAUACACAAUUUUGACACUCCUGACUACAAAAAGUUUUGCACGCCCGUUUCUGACGUUUCUCCAGAGGCCCGGUAGCUUUUCAGGCCCGGAGGUAAUUUAAAUUUAGCACAGUUCCUAGCAGAGAAACCAGUCAACUGAUAGUUUCAUUGUAUCGUUUCCAAAAUUAUUGAAGCUUUGAUCUUGAAUGCAAACACGUCAAACAUAAAACAGCUUUCCGGACCCGAAAAGUAAUCGCGACUUUCUAGAAACGGGCCUUUCGAAAGGCGUAACGCGUUUCUCAGUUUCGUAUCGGCUUCUCUGCUCACGGCAGACUAAACUGUUCUCACAGAAAGGCCGCGGACCACUCCCAAUUUUGCUUGCAUCAUAGUCCCAAUUCUCCAAACAACGAGACAACAACAACAGAACCAUUCCCACGGUUCCAGAGUAAUAAAACCACGGACGAAAACAAAAUCACGAAAAAAAUUUGUUUUAUUUGACUAGGACCUACGUAAAUGGUUUUGGAGUGUUAAGAGCGUUACUCAUGCUUGUUUUGUUUUCUUUUGUUUUCUUUCGUUUAGUUGACGGACGACUGGAAAAGGAAUUGCAAUACACGAAAGACGUAGUCGGUGAAGGAAGUGGUACCACCAACGAACUCUUAAUUCAUAAAUCUAAUUCUGGACUUGGGAACAUCUUGUCUGUAGGAUUAUUACAGCAACACUUGGAAAAAGUACAGAAAGCUAUUGAAGUCAAGGUUACACUGUACAACAAGUAAGAUAACCAGCCGUACAUGACGUGUUUUAAUAACCCCAUUUGUACCUGAAGAAUUCCAUAAUUAAUUAUAAUUACGUCAUUUAUUCCUGUGAAAAUUAUAGAGAUGAAAUGUACUAUAAAUAUAUUAUUUAAAUUAUAUUUAUUAUUAUUCAUUCAGAAUAUUUCUUAGUUUUUAAUUGGCUUAUUCUUCAUAACCAGAUAACGCUGACCAAAUUUGGGAGAUAUCUUUUUUUAAAAUCUACUGUUGAUGUACGAUUGACCUCAAUCGUCAUGUUAUCGACUUUAAAGGGGCGCACAGACGUCAGGCAAAGAAGCGGCUCGGUGGCUCCGCUGUUCUCGCAUUGCAGAGCUGGAGAAACUGGAAGUUUUCACACGUUUCGCGAAUACGAAGUAGCCGAGUUACCGCCUGCAAAACAUAGUUAGCGAGAUCGACAAAAAUAUAACUCGACGGAUGAUAACUGCCUCAGGAGGGCAAGCUCUACAGGACUAAAAAGGAGUUUUCCCUAUUUCUUCAUCCACCCCCGCACCCCCGGAAGCCCUGGGAGAGCUUGCAGAAAGGUAAUUGGCUCCUGAAAUCCCAUUAUAUUCUGUAACUGUCGAGAAAACAGGCAAUUUUUUCAGCGCAUAUUAAACAUCCAUCUCCAUCUGCAUAAUUAGCAAUUAAUGGAUGAGGCUGAGUAUAAUCUGAAGAACUAUGCACAUUGAGGAGGGUGUUUUCGGCCGAAUACAGUAAUUGUUUUAUUAUUCAUGCAAAAUAUAAAUUACUAUUCAUACAUUGAUACAUGCUUACCUUGGUCGAUGUUCAGUUGAACCGGUCUUCAUUUAUCCGAUGCAGAAAUUAUUCGCCAUUUUCUCCAGCUUUACCUAAACAACUGAGCUGACGCAAUCUCGUCCCCAGACCUUCUCGGAUGCCGUCCCUUUCUUCUGGCGAUAUCCUCUACUAUUGACGUCAUUUUACCGGAUAUUCGCAAACGUCUACAAAAUCCGGUCAAGAAGAAUUAGCCGGGGGAUUUGAGCCGAUCAGAAACGGAGAAUUAUUUGAAUGAAUAACAGUUCUUUCCGUGGUACUCAACUUCAAUCAAUAAUUGUUAAUCACCUUUCUUUCUAUCCCAGAACCUGGACUCAUACAGACUUGUGUUACGUCCCGGAAGUUCCGUCUUUCAAUAAUUCGUUAGUAGAUGGGGUAAGUGGAAUUAAGGAAAUGUAACGACCCCUUGACAAAGUUUAUACGGAGAGGUUCUGUCCCGAGGUUCAACCCCUUACCCUUUGAUAUACCAUUCCUUCUAUUGACCAAUGGUACCCGUUUCACAUAGCUAGUUUUACUUCUUGGUAGUGACGUGUCAUGAGUGGUAAGCACAUGUUUCCAUAUCUCAAACCGCCCUCUCCCUUUUCACUUACGUUACAUGAAAUUUCUAAGUUUCUUGACUCAGAGACUUAGUUUCUGCUCAGCAAAUGUCGUCAAAGUGCAAGUCUCUUUAAUUUUAAAGGAAAAAAAAAAUUUUCUAGUCACGAGCAGGAUUCGAUUCCGGAGUGCUAAAUCUGUAGUCUCAUGCCCAAACCACUAGACCACCGAGGAUUCGCUGCUUCAAAGCGAGGUUAAGGGCAAAGCCAUUGAUUUAUCAUUAGAAAGUUUUGCACUUGGCCUCGGUUUAAAGGUAAGGGUUUUUGGAUUCGGAAACGGUCUCAGUAUAUGAUAAAGUUACAGUAGAACCCCGGUAACUUAAACUCUGAAGGGAAAUUAACGAAAAACAGUUCGAGUUAGCGGGGAAUUCGAGUUAUCGAGGUUCUACGGUAAACGUAACAGGUGGGCGACAGACUUUUAUCAAAUUCCCAGAUAAAUUAAUCAAACUUCUCCUUUUUUUCUGCAGGUUGUUUCAUCCAUCGUACCAUGUUUAAUAAUUUCUCCACUCGAUUGUUUCUGGGAUGGAGCCAAACUACUGAAGCUCAGAGGGUCUUUACCGGAUGAAAUUAAGUACGAAACCUGUCAGGAUUUGUCUUCGUUUUUAACGUUUUACACAUUUUUUUAUUGUUACGAUGUACUUUCAUCUGUAAGCCUUUGCUCAUGGUAGCUCAAGGUAGCCCUUUGGACGAUGUUUGGCGUUUCAAAAAGCAAUUGUGUGGACUUUUAAGUAUCUUCGAUUUUUUCUCUUUUUAGGCGUUUUUUAAGGGUUAAUCUUGCAUCCUCUGUUACAUUUCACAAAUCGUCCCGCAAAAGAAUUUAAAAUCCUGGAAACUUCACAAACAUAAUACAAACUUUCCACACUGGAAAACUGAAAAGUAAAUUUAAAGAUUACCAAUCGUUUUCGAGUCUUUCUAUUCUUUUCGUGGCUAGUCAAGCCCCCUGUUUGCAGUGGAGGAUUCAGGGGAGGGGCCCGGGGGCCCCGGGGCCCCGGGGUCCCCUUAUUUUUAGAUCAAAAUGAGGCCCGAAGGGGUCAGGAUGACCCCUCCCCCCCUCUUAUCUGAAGGUCUUGAUCCGCCACUGGUUUGUUAGCCUUCAAACUCUCGUAUAUUAUCUAAAUACAAAUUCCCUCUUACAAUCACUCACUCAUAGCCUGCGAAUUCAGCCAUCUCUCCUGUCCUCGCUUCUCCUCAUCGCAAGGGUCUGCGAGGGGCGAAGGGAGACAGCUGUAUUUGCAGGCCAACUAUCUCAAAAUGUUUGAUUAAACAUUUUAGGAGUGUCGCUGGUCUGUUAGAAUGGACUGUCAGCCAUCCCAAACAGCUUCUUGGUCUUUUGCCGUUAUUGGGGGACAUUCAAGGCAUAGACGAAAUUGCAGAGAUGUUCCUGAAGGUUGGUGAUACAUACAACGAAACUAAGCAAAAUGGGUUUAGUGAUAUAAAAAAUUCCGUCACUGAAAAACGAAAGUGGUAGUAGUAUUUUUACUAUAUUUAGUCACUGUUCAUGUCAUUAUUCUAGGAAGUACCCAGCGGAAAAACAAAAUCUAAGGUAUUGUGGUUUGUUACCAACUGGUCCCAGUAUCUUACCUAAUCACCUUGUAAGGUGAUCACCCAGUUCGUGGAUUCAAAAGGAGAUGGUGGUCACAUAAGUGUAGUUCGCGUACCGAGGGAUUUGUAAACAUUGUAAUUUAUUUACUCACGAAGCACUUAGGAGCUCUUAAGAACUCAUUUGAAUGUCUCCGUGCGUUCCAGAUCGAGAGAGUGUAUGCGGUAUUAAUUGUCUGUUUUAUUCGCUGUGUGGUUUCUGCCUCGAUUGAUCAUUGAAGAAGGGCAGGGACCAACUCUAGGUGUCUGUCUUGGAAAAAUGUCCACCUUUUAGAUAGUCAAUAACAAAGGAAGGGACCAACUCUGGGUGUCUGUCUAAAACAGGUGUCCACUUUGUAGAGAGCCUUCAUUGAGGUCUUCGUUGAUAGCUAGCUAACAGGGUUUUCAAGAAGUUGUUGUGAAGGUGGCAAAAGCUUUGGAGUAGGUGGAGAAGGAAAAAACUCGCGGCAAAGGCACGAGUUUCUGGAAAAAGCCGGAGUUUGAAAUCUGGGCCUCUUAGAAUGCAUUUCCAGCAUUCCAGAGCAAAAAUUAGAGUGUUUGAACAAAACACAGACAUCAUUAAAGGGACAUGUUCACGUUUCAGCGCAUGCUCAUUUAUCAAAAUGCUGUUUUGCGAAAAUAGCUGUAAAUUAAUAAACCAUGGAAUAAAACCUUCGGGUCCACAAUACAUUCAACGUUGGUAGUUUUGGCAUAAUCCACUAAUGUUUUCUGCGAUUUUAGUACUCCUCCAUCCUACUUCAGGUCACGCUGAAAUACACUUCUACUUUGAAAUACACUCUGAGAUCGCUGCAGGUCUGCUUAGUAUACUCCUUUGCAUUUUUAACAGGCUGGUAUAGUGAACGGAUAUCAAGACAGGCCGUGUCUGGACCCCACGGAGAAAGGCUGCCCAAGCACCGCUCCUAACUCCCCGACAAAAUUAGGAAAGGUAAAAAAUUAAACGCCCACCUAGACUAGAGUGCUUCGGCAAAUUCUGGUUUCUGUAUUUAAUCCGAAAUUCGCUUUUUUAGAAACGAGAAGUAACCUGGGCCGAGUCAACUUUCGCAAAGACUUCUUGGAUUGUUACUAGGGACCGGGAAAAUAAUGAACAAUAGCUGACCUGCGCAUUGACCUGCGCAUGCCCAGUAAAGAUCCCAGGAACAAUUGUGGGGCACAUUUCGGCUCCAGUCUCCUUCUCAGCCGUUUCUUAAGUGGCGUAUACAAUGAACCCUCUAUAACAUCAUUGGGGACUUCUUAAUUCUAAACCUUUUAGGGGUGUAGAGGGAUUUUUUAAGAGUAAUCCACGGCGACAAAAACUCGUUUCUGGUGUCUUUUUUGAACAUUUGUAAAGGAAAAUCACUGAAAACGAGAUUGACGGUUGCGCGACUUUUUUGUUCGAGCUUUCGUUUUAAUGAAGAACAACAGUCUGUAGUGUACUAGCCGUCAGGUUGCAGUUAAUGUUUAACAACUAUAGCAAAUUCAGAAUCAUACAAAUGUGUUUCAGAGGCACAAUCAGAUUUGCAAGUUCCAUAUGACUUCUUGUUUGGGAGAAUUGCUUGCGUUCAGGUGAGGGUGGGUUAGGGCUAGGGGACUGUUCGUGAUAUACACCUUAAAGAGCAUAAAUCUCCGUUCUUGAAGAAGGAGAGCGUUGAAAAAAGAGAGAUAGGGAGCUUUAAAGAGUGUUUGUAGUUACACUUAGGAAGAGGAAAACUCGCCCUUAACUAAAUAUACCAUAACGCUGUUCAAGAAAUGCGCAUGUUUAACCUUACGUGGAGUUUUGCUUGAAGUAUUACGUAGAGUAUUUGCUUGAAAUGUAACACAGCCAGGUUUUUUAGACCAAGAAAUUAGCUGCUGCAUGUGAUUUAAAUUGCUACUUUUAUAUCUUUUUAUUGUUUGGGUCUGCAGUAAUUGGCUUUAGCUGUUGCGGUGUCCCUGCCCAAAUAUUUAAGUUACUAUUAGUGUAUUCUUAUUACUAGUGUUUGCAUAUCUUGAGUGUUUUUUUUUUAUUCUUCAGGGCAAAGCUAAUAAAAUAAAAUAAAAUAAAAUAAAUAGUUUAUCGUUUUUGUUUGUUAACCGCACGUAGCCAAGAAAAUGACCUUUUAUUUUUGAAGCCACCGAAUGUUACCAAAGAAUUGACUGGAGGAUGUAAAGGCUUUGCAACAGAAUUUAUGCAAUGGGCUGAAGAACUGGUGGUUGGUGGAACAGAAAAAGACAAUAACACUUUGACUAGGUUUGUUGUUUGUCGUCCUUCUUGCUUCCGAGAGCUCAGUCUCCGGUUUUCCCCCUCUCACAGGAGUCCAAAGGUGUGGGGGAUCGAGAGGUAGCGAAAAAGGAGGGACACUUCCCCCCCCCCCCCCCCCCCCCCCCCCCCCCCCCCCCCCCCCCCCCCCCCCCCCCCCCCCCCCCCCCCCCACCCCCCUCCCCCCCCCCCCCCCCCCUCUCCACCCCUCUCUCCUCCUUCGUACUUCACUUGCUCCUUUCAUGUUUUUUUUAUAUGAUUCGAUAGAGCAACUGGGAGUGACAACGAGGACUGGGAGAGGAAAAAACCAAAAAGACUUGUUGAUGUUUUUGUUCUUUGUGCCCUUUCUGUUUCCCGGGCGCCCGUCCUCGCGUUUUCCCCCCACGCAGGGGCCCAAAAGUGGGGGGGAGAAGGGGGGAAGGAAAAAAGAGGGGCCCUUGCCCCCCCCCCCCCCCGCUUGCCUAUGCUCUUCUCUGCGGCUGCCACACAGGCUUUCUCUCCUCAAAAUUCCAGUCCUAGAGCUCCUAGAUGUUUCUCAGGUUAACAGAUUACGUUAGUUUAGAUUUUUAUAGACAGCAUUUGUUCACACGCAAGAGAAAAAAUAAUUUAAAACUGCAACGAGACAACAGCCCCAUCGUUUUUUUCGAAUAUGUUGUAAGUUGAUGAUUUCGCUGUGCGUAUGAGAGAGUAAUCCCAUAAGAAAGCGUUUCCAAGUACGAGUACAUUGCAAUUAUUGCUGAGUAUGCCUGAAUCGGGCUUUCUUUUUUAUUUCAGUGCGAAAGCGUUGCAGACAAUUCUGGUAUUAGCAGGGAAGCAAGACCUACAUAAGCGAUGGGCUGACAGUUCUGAAUAUUUAACUGUAGACUGGACUGAGGAUUCUGCAAACGAAGUUCUGGAAGCGUGGCAAAGAAAGUUUACAGAGGUAUAUACAUUUUUUAAGUGUCAGUAGCAAUUCAUGGGGAUUACAGUCACCACUAGUCACCGCUAUCCAAGGAAGUUCACCGCGUAAAUGGGCACCGGCGCUCUAAUCCUUAUAAUUUGUUUGGCUCUGCGAGCGGGCAAGAUGAAGGAAAUCCUGUGUUUCGAUUGGCUACCCGAGUAAGCACGAUGAACCGAUCAUUGGUUGCUGGCUCGAGACAUUGGGAAAAGCUAGAGAGGCCUGGGAACGAGGCUGGAAUUUUUGGUCUUCGGAGAUCCUUUACUGAACAAGCCUGUUCGGUCAAGGUUGCGUUUUAAAGAACCGAGACAAAAAUGAGCUUCAGAAAGAGGCCAAAAAAUUGGCCAAUAUCCUCCCAUGUUGACGCCACGCGCUUACUUAAUAACGCGUUCGUCUUAGAGAUGUCCCCCUACAAAGAACCAAAGAAAAUUACUGAAAAAAAAAGCAAGAACAACCUCUAUAAAACGUUCUUUUGAGGUAGAUACUUGUCUGUCAUAGGAGAGAUUUAAUGAGUAAUCUUACGAGUAACUUUCGACGAGUAAAAGUCCUAAUUCGCUAUUCGACGUUUUCUUUCAUUGUAGGAAAUCAAUAACGAUGUUCAAGAAACAGAAGAGUUUAGCAUGUUAGCUUUUGAUUCAGCGUCCGUCACGGACCUGUUGAAAGAAUUCUCUCAAACGAGCGCCUCAAGAAUUGCAAUUGGAUACAUGCUCAUGGUAAAUAUCUUCAAACUGUUCUCAGUUUGAAUAAUCUUUUUUUGUCUGUCCUUUGCUUUAUUUGCGUAGCUCGGGGUGGUACAGAGCAGUUCUUGAUAUCGAACUACGAUCAUCUUUUCUCUCAAAUCGCGCGGAUAAAUAAUGUGUACUGCUGAAGGUUACUACGAUCUUUUUUAUCGCAACGUAUGUCACUGAGUCCCCACAAUUUCCUGUAUCUGCGCCAUCUAGCCAAGAGAACAUAUCUAUUGGACUCUUUUUAUCCAUUCGACAAUAUUUCGACAUACUCGAUAAAGAACACGGUCACAGAACGAGGCCCUCUAUUCAUAGUCACGGUAAUUUUGUUUGCAAUUCACGACUCACGAGCUUACUUUGCUUUACAACACACUCGUGGUUAUAAAAUUCAGUAUACUAAGAUACUAGUAGGAUCUAGUAGAGCUCUGUCCCUCAAACUAAACUGCUGCAUUCCCGACAAGCAGCGUUGGAAACAAGGUACACGACGGCAAGAGCGCAUAUACUUGGGGAAACGUGUCGGGCGUGUGAGACUAUUUAAAAACGGGCUAACUCAAAUCGUCUAUAUUUUUCCUUAGCUCAUAUACGCAUGCAUCACUCUGAAACGUUGGUGUGACCCAAUCCAUUCCCAUGGUGCCCUGGGACUCGCAGGAGUUCUCCUCGUCACGCUGUCGGUCGCUGCUGGGUUAGGAUUCUGUGCCUUAUGUGGCAUAACCUUUAAUGCAGCUUCAACGCAGGUAAACGUAAUUUGGAGUAAUUAGUAAACUGGAAUAUUACGCAGCACUCUUUUGGCAGUGGACAAACGAUGCAGUUUAUCUCUGAGACACGUUGUUAUCUUUUUAUUCCUUUUAGGUGUUACCAUUUUUAGCUCUGGGACUGGGCGUGGACGAUAUGUUUUUGCUUGCCCAUUCUUAUUCCACUCUAACACACAGGGGAGAAAUUCGCAGUAAGGUGAGUAUUCAUAUUAAGAAUUGAAACUAAGUUCGAAGCUAAUAAGUGGCUUGAUAAAGCCAAAAUUUGUUCUUUUUCCCUUCCUUAAGAAGCUCCUAAAUGCUUCACCCCUCUAAAAGUAUUUCAGAUUAAAGGAAGCAAAUACAAUCUCCUGAAUGUAAAAGUAAAGUUACCUAUUUUAGUCUUUUGUCACUAAAAAAUAACCUCUUUACUAGAGUGUCAAUUUACUAACUGAGGACAUCAUUUUUACGUCUCCAAUUGGAGAGGGGACCCGCUAUUUCUACACACGUAGUCAUGUUCCGUGCCGUGUCCAGACCUUCAGAUAAGGGGAAGGUGGGGGGAGGGGGGGGGAGGCGAUCAUCCAGUGCCUGAGAUAAGGGAGGCCCCGGGCCCCUCCCCUGAAUCCGCCACUGAUGUUCAAUCGCCGCGCGGAGGUGUAUCUAGGACAGAGGCAACAACUUCUUUCACGGAGGAAAAAACACGGAGUACUGAUCCGGGCCCUGCCGGGGGAGAUCGGACCCACGACCUGUGCAUGGCAAUGCGGUCCAGCGCUCUCCUGACUGAGCUAAUGCUGCCGCGUUUGUAUUAACUUUACAGGACGAAGUAGGCUACUGUCUGGGCACCAUCGGAGUUAGCGUUUUUCUCACAUCGUUCAACAACAUGUUGGCAUUCUUUAUGGCAGCGUUUAUUCGCAUACCAGCUCUUAGACAUUUUGCAAUACAGGUAAAUCAACUUAAAAUGCUCAAUUAUCUAAAAAAUAACAAUAACAAUAGCAAAGACAAACACGACUUUGCAUGUGUAUUCGCGGGCGGGAAGCGCGGGCUCUUUUCAAGAAAAGCGGCUGGCCCAACUCUAUAGAGAGGAGAAGUGUGACGUCACGUUACCAUGGUAGCACUAUUUCUGGAUGACUGCAAAACCAACGGCGACGGCGACGGCGACGGCGACGGCAAGGAGAACGGCAAAAAAUAAUAUGUUUAUAUAAACAAACAACAACUUUGCAGGUGCAUUAGGCUAUUUUGUACAUUUCUUUGCCAUCGGUGCACAACUACGACAUGAAACUUCCGCUUUACUGUGAGCAUUAUGGUCGAGGACAUAGAAUUAUGUAUACUUGCUCCUCAGUUGUGCAACGCUUAAACUUUUAGAAACAUUUUUGUUGGGUUAAAAGCGAAAACAUUAGUAAUUUGAUGAUUCUUAACUGCUCCUUAUAACAAUAUUCUGAUCUUCAUUGAUAGGCCGGUGUUGUUGUUAUAUUCAAUUUUAUUGGAGUCAUCAUCAUUUUUCCCGCUUUGAUCAGUCUGGACAUAAGAAGAAGAAAAGCUCAAAGAUGGGACAUUAUCUGCUGCCAAAAACAGUGAGUUUAUGUUAUCGAACUUCUCUUGCGUUCCUUUUGUCCGCGUCUCGCCACUGCAGUUAAGUCGAUUUGCUAAAUAAGGGCCUGUUUACAUGGAGGUGGGGGACCCCAGGUAGGUGAGGUAACCAGCUUAGGCGGGGUAACCCGCCUGUCCAUACAAUACCUAAUAUUAAUUAAGUCGCGUUUACAUGAUUGGGGGAAUGGCCAUAUGAGACAUUAUAUGGACAGGCUGGUUACGUGUUACCUCGCCUACCUGGGGUCCGCCAACUCUAUGUAAACAAGCCCUAAUACGUUUCGGUGGUACAUUGCAAUAGGUAACAAAAUUGAUAAGACACUUUAAAUUGGUUUUGUCACGGCUGUAGAGUUUUUCGAUAAUUUUGCGAAUCAAUCUCCCUUAUGCGCUAUGGAAUUUAACGUUACUGAAGAAAUUACUUCUAAACGACAAAAUCACAGCUUUUCGUCCAACAAAUACAAUCGUUACGAAAAAAAAAACGAACUUUGAAAAUUUCUUAUUAAGAUAACAAGUUUUCAUUAAUCUACAAUUUCAAUCCGUUUCAAUGUUCUUCAAGUUUUUCCAUCCGUGCCCUAUUUUGGAUUUACAGUGUUAUUUGCACCGUCGUUUAACGUUUUGAGCGGUUAUUUCUAUAUUUCACGUAAUUUGUUGGCAGUUCCUAGUGGUAGAACUUUGAUAAAAUUCGUGAUACCGCUUCUUUAAGGGGCUCAUCAGCGCCCAAAGUUCUCGGGCUUUGCCCAGUGAGGACAGCCUGGAUGAUUUGAUGUAUUUGUGUUGGUAGUGAUUUAGACUUUGGUUUUGUUUUUACAACCACUUGUAUUAAAACAAGAAAUAUUUCUUGCUUACAGGCCACAACAAGAAAAAGUUAGCGUAGACGUAAUAACGGGAGACGAGAUAGCGACGACUAACGGAGUACACAGUGUGAAUAGUAGAACAGAACUCUCGGCUAAUCCUGUCACCCCGCAACCUACCCAAACCAUGGUGAUGACUGUGCCUGCGAAGGACAAAUCCGAUUCGUCUAUCGCCGAAGUUUUAGUCAAUGAGUACGCGAGUAAUGGAGAGAAACAUUCGAAGAAUUCUUAUGGCAGUGAAGCGAGUGUGACAGGUAAAAAAAAUGUUGAUGUUGUUUUGUUUGGAAAUUUCCAAAUAUUGACAAUCGUCUUUUCCGAACAUCUCCGAGGAUUUAUGGCUUUGUCAAGAGUAUCCCCGAACAUCUACGAAUCCAGCCUCGCUUUUCGGGUGGUGUUUGAUGUUGCGGAAACUAUGGGUAGCUAUUGUUUUGUACCCAGAUCUCACUCUGUCUUACGCUGACAAGUGAGAUUUCUCUUUCCAUUGGCCGUCGGAGAUCUGGGUAAUCUUUUGUAUUACGUCAUUUGGUGACUGCACCCAUCCGAGAUUAAAGGACACCCCAGUUUUUUUCAAGCGUUGUAUAGCGCUGUCCACCGCAUAUAUCACAUCCAGCGGAGAAGUAUUGGGGAAAUUAAUUGCUUUAUUUACUAGAAAGAGAUUUAUCCAGUGGAUAGUGUUAUCCACCUUUUCAACACUUAGUCUUUUUGUCAUACUUGAUUAGGUGCCUUUACUUAUUUCCGUUAUUCACUCUCGGCAGCGAUUAUAGCACUAAUGCUAGUUGGGCCGAGCGAAUGCCUGAAACAAAUAUUUUAAAUCAAACAUAAUAGGGUUAAAAAUCCCAACUGGCCGGAAGCAAACCAGUUGGCUUUUGACAAGCGUGGUCGAGGAUUUGAACUCGGAAUACCGAGAACAAAUUAGUUGGCGCUUAGCGUGGGCCUCGGGGCCUCGGAACUGCAAGUCCAGCACUCUAACCGCUCGCCAACGCAGCCUCCGCGCGAACACGAACAAUUGAAUUUGUACCGAUCGAGCGGCGAGUGUGAUUCUUACGAGGGUGGGGAAAAGAAAAGGACGCCCUCAACUGAGUUACACUUUACUCUCACGGAUUCUCGCUCCUCGUGCUCGUGCUUCCCCAAACUGUCGGUUUUUUAAGCAAGAAUUUUUAAUAUUUAAACUGAAAUCCCUUGCAACACAGGAAAUCACGUGAAUUCUACAGCAAUGGAGAUGCCUCAUCCGGUAACAAGAAGAAACAACGGUAACAGCGGAAAAAGUAGUGCUGCGCGUUGUGGUCGCUUCUUACUUCUGGAGUACUUUGCCACUACUUAUUACGGACCAUUCCUGCGGGAGAAUCCAGUCAAGGUAAAUAAGUCCAUUAUUUUGUGCAUUAUACACUUCUUGGUAACAGUCAGCCUAGUCCCUAAUCGUUCUCUGCUCGAUCAAUCCUGGAUUCUACACGCGGAGCUGUGACGUCACCGAGAGAGAUUCGCCCGCUCUUUCCCAGACUUCGCGCGGACAAUGGGUCAAGAGAGAAUACCUGGGGACUAGGCUGGGUAACAUUAUUAUCUUGGGCUAGUCUUGUAAAGGUCGAUUACCAGCCGCUGUUCGAGAAAUGAGUCCACGCUCCUUUUUUUCUCAUCCCCAAAAGAGUGGCGAAGUCGAACCUAGUCUAAAGAGCGUGACUCUCUAAAAACUAAUUUCACCUUAAUAAAUUUUAUCAUUCUGGUUAUUUUUCCAGAGUUUUGAUUGGUCUUGAGACGAUAACGUACGUAAUUGCACAUAACUGCUUACGGACAAUGGUCUGCUUUGCGCCGUAGAGAACAUUUAUUUAGCUGCGUUCAGUCAAUCCUCUGACCUUGCGCAUUUGGAUUCCUGUCUUCCAGAGACAAUGGCGACUCUUCAUACCCUCGUUUUCGCAGACCACCGAUUGCCUCUGUUUUCGGCCUCGGCAAACCAUUGAUCUGCUUGUCGCUGAUAUAUUACGAUAUUUUGCUUUCCCUUUUGUGAAAGCCUUCUCUGAUUCCACCUUGUUUUUUUAUACUUACACUACAGAUUGCACUACACCCGCCCCCGUCUCUUGACAAAGCUUUUGACAAUCCUACAUUGUCGAACCAAUCAAAAUACAAGAUGUUUUGAAUACGGAGUCGUACGAAAAUUGCACAAAUCUGUCGCCAAAAUAUCAUGGAUUCUGGUUGGUUUGAGUGUGUUUGCAUCUUGCUAUCUUCACGUAGGGAAGUUUAUUCUCCCUGACCCUUAAAAGAAGUUAGAAAAAAUCAACUUCUUGUAACGCCGCCUUUUGUUUUCACAAUUGUUUUCUGUUACUCCUUUCAAGGUUGCUGUGUUGAUUCUUUUUGUUGGUCUGCUCGCUGUUGGAAUUUACGGCUCGUUUCAAGUUGAAGACGGUUUAGAGCUCACUGAAGUAGUACCUCAAGGCAGUGUCGCCCAUCAAUUUGUAGAAGCGCAGUUUAAGUACUUCUCAUUUUAUCCGAUGUCGCUCAUUACUCAAGAAGGAUUUGACUACGCUAAUCGACAGAAGACUCUCUACUCUUAUCAUGAAGCUUUCAAAAAGGUUACUUAUCACUUCAUUUACAUUUUUCUUGUGAAGGCAAUUUUUUAACCUUAGUGUGUAGAGCAUGCGAAAAAUAGUAUUAUAGAUAUAGUGCAGAAUAACCAAGGACGGGCUGCCUCGUUUACGGGGUAGGGAUGAAUAACUUGGGGAAGAUCCACAUUUUAUAGGGGGGAGGGGCUAUAGAAGACCCUAUCUGUCCUAUGAGUGGCGUGCGCACGGCCCCUCCCUCCCCUCCUGAUUUAUUUUUUGCGUGCCACUGGGGCAGCUGUAGACAGGCUAUCUCUAAUAGACAUUUUUGAUGGUUAAAAGUGACAACGAGGUAAAAUAAAGAUCAACAGGGGUUAGAUUUGGCCUUAUACUUCUAAAGCCGUCUCCUUGCCUUAAUCUGAGAUCAUUCGCCUUUUUAUAUUAUCUGACAGUCUGAGAAGUAUUCCGAAAACAAGGCAAACAUUUUAGGUAGUUGCUCUAUGACCCAAAACAGAUACACCUAAUUGCAAUAAGGUUGUCAUUGAAAAAAGCAAAAAGCCAAAUAGGAAUUAAUUAGCAUUAAAUUAUCAUUGCUUGCAACAUUCACAACACACACGCUUAUAGCUGAAUAUUAAUCACGUAAUAUGAAAGCCAAAUCAUUUGCAUCAGUUUCUUGGUGUCAUUCGAAUGCAAUUCGAGGCUGAUUCAUCUAGCGGAUUUCAAAGGUGCUCUAAUUACAAACGUACAACUACUGAAGAAAAAAUGGCUCCAUUGUUUUUCAAUAAAUAUAGCCUGGGGUAAAUUCCAGGAACGCGAUGCGUCUCUUCGUUUAAUGCUAAAUAGAAAAGCCAGUCUGCGUAUGGUUUGUUGUGCACAACACUAUCAGAUCACAAUUUUCAAGCAACAAAUCAGGGGUGUAGGCAGGACUUUCCAUCGCGGAGAGGGUGAGGCGUUCCUCCGCCAGUUCCUCUCCCGCGCCACAAACCAAGCCUCGUUUGUCAGGACCCUUUUGUUACACACAUCAGUGUUUCAUGUGCGAAAUCUUACAGCGCGGAAUUACAGAAUUAUUUCUUGUUAUUGUGAAUGACUUCUUAAAUAAUUGUUAAAUUAUUAAAAUACGCAAAUGUAAAUCACAUGUCUAAUUAAUUCCUAUUUGGUUUUCUGCUUUUUGCUUUUUGCUUUUUGCUUUUUUCUAUGACAACGUUAUUGCAAUUAGGUGUAUCCUUUGUCAAUAGUUAAAGUAACAUCUCGCAUUUGCUUUGAGUUGCAACUAUAGGUGCUAAAUUGCGUCUUGUGUUUCUUUGUGUCAUAGAUUCCCAAUAUAAUCAGAAUUCCUGACUCAGAAGAAAUUCCCAAAUUUUGGAUGAUGUACUUUAGAGAUUGGUUGCGAGGUAAGGAGCUUUAUUGGACUUUAAAAAAUGUAACUGCUCCGCGUACCGGGCUGUUUUUCACGCUGGCCGAAAAUCUGCAAAUCGUCAGGAGCGCCAUACGCAACCUACUUCCAUCCACGAACUUGCGAAACAGUUUCGGUCUUUAACAGUAAGUUCCAAUAAUACGUAGUAACAGUGAGAUCCUGGCGAGUACAUUUUGACAAUGAAGUUCAGUUAGCCUGCUAGCGAGCUCUCGGGGGAGAGAUUAGGGAGAAAAUGAGAGCUCUCUCCAUCCCAGUCAUUUAAUCUGCAAAGAUUCAGUUUCCUUGAACAACAUAACCUUAUGUUUCUUUUAGAUCUCUAAUAAAUGUGAUUUUAUUUUCUAGAUAUUCAAACAGCGUUCAAUCAAGAAUGGGCUAAUAAGACCAUAACAUAUUCUGGCUGGAAAGAAAAUGCUACAGACAACGGAGUCAUCGCGUUUAAACUGCUCUCUCAGACUGGAAACGGAGAUGAAAUCGAUAGAUCAAAGGUAAUCUGUACGACAGUAUGACAGUAAGAAAAAUAUUUUCUUCACAAGGCCAAUAGUGUUUCCUUUUCGUCAGUGUCAACAUAAAAAUAAACACAAUCGAAGAAAUUCUGCAAGCGCUCUUUCUGAAAAUGGUCCAUACAAUCCGCUUGACUGGUAUAGUCUCUAGUUCUUUUGGCUGAGCUUUUAACCCCUUUUUUAUAUAAUGGAUUUUAUUUAAGCUCCGAGCGCCUGAGUUGACAAAAUUGUUCUCAGACUGAGUGAAAUUAACGGAACGCACAUGAUUUAGCUUGGCUUGCUUUAUUUUUUUCAUCUCACCUUAACGCUGUUUCCACUAGCAAAAAUUUCACUGUGUUCGUUAGAGGAGGCAGGCUAGCCCAUUUUGCCUAGGCGGACCCUGUAUGCUUCCGAGCGCGUUUAGCAUCAUGGCGGUUUAUAUUAUUUGCCUUAUUUUUAGAAACCAAUUUCUGACUAUCGAAAGGUAAUGAUGAAGAAAAGAAAAUUGUAUGCAUUACAUUGUAAUAAUGUCUUGGCACUCUGUGACGUGCAGAAUUUCAAUCCGCUAACCAAGAUGAACGAAAGACAAAAUUCUCCCUACUAUCCAAGAUAAUGGUCCCAUCGUUCUCACUUGAGAGGGCCUAAAACUCGAAUUCCUGUCUUAUUAUUUCACAGGUUCGAAAUUAUACACUAGUAAGUGAUGAUGGAGUAAUUCGGCCUGAAAUAUUUUACAAGGCUCUUACUCUUUGGGUGGACAGGGAUGUGUUGGGAUACGCAUUUUCACAGGUUUGUUGAAUGUAACUUUUUCAAGACACUGUUUCUGUCUGUAACAUUCACAUUGGUCGCUCUGUAAAAUUUCUCGAUGGCAAAAGCUAAUUAACAAGCUCUGUAUUAUUGUUAUUGUUGUAGGCUAGCAUUAAGCCAGAAACCGUUGAUUGGUCUAACGUGCGGUCUCCUCAAGAUGAUGCCGCGAUGCAAGGUGAUUAAAAUUAGUAUAUGCCAGAAUGCGUCUAUCGCGCACCAGUGACGCAAAGGCGCCCGCCGGCUCAUAGCGACGAGAAGCUCUGGACGACGAGAAUGAAUCCUCGAGAAGCCUCAACUGACUGUCGCUUCAACCUUACCUGGUCCUUGCACGGCGUUUUCCCAGGCCUUCUCGGUCAAUUCAGUUCGGUGACGUAUCCGAGGCGAACGGGCGGGAAACGCCUCACUUCUUCGCUUGGACCACGUGACCCGAAACGAAUUGGCCGCGCAGAAUGAUGAGGCCUAGGGACUAGGCAAGCUUCAACCUCUUUUCUUGCGUCUUUCCUUAGAAAAAGGAGAGAACAGCCAUCUUAGGAACCAGGCUGCGAUUACUUCACCCCCACCCCACCCCCCACCAACUGUUCCACUAAUUCACUGCUCUUCCCUAUGGAGGAGACAUUUUGUUUAAACUUUUCCCCUGUCCUUCUUUUAUUUCAGUUCCGACUGCGAAACCAAUCACAUUCGCUAAGAUCAACUUUAAUGUGAUUGGCCUCAAGGAAACCAAGGACUUUGUGGCACUGAUCAAGGUACUGUUUAUCUAAGGACUCAAAUGUAUUUCCAUUAAACGAAGAUAACUUCAUGAUAAGUUAGCGCAAACUCAUUAAAGGCACAUAAAUGAUCUUAACCAAGAAAAGUGAAGUGCUUUCUAUCCCAGACUCUCUAAGUUCUCUCUCUAUUGGUUAUGGUGCAAUUCACCCCUUAAAAAAUCUGCAGGGAUGCCAGAUAAACUUCACAUGAUACGUUUAAUCUACAAGGGUUGUGCCAUACAAUCUCGCUUCAAUCUGUAUUAAAACUGCGUUCUACUUUUACGUUACUUUUGCCGAACGCACUUAUCGCCGAUAUUAAAAACUCAACAGUAAAGUAAAAUUUGGGAAAUGCGCAUGGUACGUGUUUGUCUUAACACUUUCCAAAAUAAUUGUGCAAUGUUCUUUAAACUCCUGCAGAAUGUUCGAGAAAUCUGCGACAGAUUCUCAGCCGAUGACCUUCCAAACUAUCCUAGUGGUGUUCCGUUCACAUUCUGGGAGCAGUACAUCUGGCUAAGGAGGCAAAUCUAUAUCGCCAUUUCCAUUGCUCUGGCUGUCAGCUUUGUAGUUAUGGCGGUAAUGCUGUUCAACUAACGGAGUACACAGUGUGAAUAGUAGAACAGAACUCUCGGCUAAUCCUGUCACCCCGCAACCUACCCAAACCAUGGUGAUGACUGUGCCUGCGAAGGACAAAUCCGAUUCGUCUAUCGCCGAAGUUUUAUUCAAUGAGUACGCGAGUAAUGGAGAGAAACAGUCGAAGAAUUCUUAUGGCAGUGAAGCGAGUGUGACAGGUAAAAAAAAUGUUGAUGUUGUUUUGUUUGGAAAUUUCCAAAUAUUGACAAUCGUCUUUUCCGAACAUCUCCGAGGAUUUAUGGGUUUGUCAAGAGUAUCCCCGAACAUCUACGAAUCCAGCCUCGCUUUUCGGGUGGUGUUUGAUGUUGCGGAAACUAUGAGUAGCCAUUGUUUUGUACCCAGAUCUCACUCUUUCUUGCGCUGAAAAGUGAGAUCUCUCUUUCCCUUGGCCGUUGGAGAUCUGGGUAAUCUUUUGUAUUACGUCAUUUGGUGACUGCACCCAUCCGAGAUUAAAGGGGAACCCAGUUUUUUCAAGCGUUGUAUAGCGCUCUCCAGCGCAUAAAUCAUAUCCAGCGGAGAAGUAUUGGGGAAAUUAAUUGCUUUAUCCACUAGAAAGAGAUUUCCCCAGUGGAUAGUGUUAUCCACUUUUUGAACACUUGGGCCCUGAAAGAUUGCAGCGCUUUUUGUACUUGAUUAGGUGCCUUUAUUUAUUUCCGUUAAUCACCCUCUGCAGUGAUUAUAGCACUAAUACCAGUGGGGCCGAGCAAAUGCCUGAAACAAAUAUUUUGAAUCAAACAUAAUAGGGUUAAGAAUCCCAACUGGCCGGAGGCAAACCAGUUGGUUUUUGACAAGCGUGGUCAAGGAUUUGAACUCGGAAUACCGAGAAUAAAUCAGUUUGCGGUCCGCGUGGGCCUCGGGGCCUCGGAACUGCAAGUCCAGCACUCUAACCGAUCGGCCACGUUGCCUUCGCGAGAACACGAAGAACUGAAUUUGUACCGAUCGAGCGGCGAGUGUGAUUCGUACGAGGGCGGGGAAAGGAAAAGGACGCCCUCAACUGAGUUACACUUUACUCUCGAUUCUCGCUCCUCGUGCGCGUGCUUUGCCAAACUGUCGGUUUUUUAAGCAAAAAUUUUUAAUAUUUAAACUGAAAUCACUUACAACACAGGAAAUCACGUGAAUUCUACAGCAAUGGAGAUGCCUCAUCCGGUAACAACAAGAAACAAAGGUAACAGCGGAAAAAGUAGUGCUGCGCGUUGUGGUCGCUUCUUACUUCUGGAGUACUUUGCCACUACGUAUUAUGGACCAUUCCUGCAGGAGAAUCCAGUCAAGGUAAAUAAGUCCAUUAUUUUGUGCAGUAUGCACUUCUUGGUAACAGUCAGGCUAGUCCCUAACCGUUCUCUGCUCGGUCAAUCCUGGACUCAACACCGUGAGUUGUGACGUCACCGAGAGAGACUCGCCCACUCUUUCUCAGACUUCGCGCAGACAAUGGGUCCAGAGAGAAUGCCUGGGGACUAGACUGGGUAACAGUAUUAUCUUGGGCUAGUCUUUUUAAGGCUCGAUUACCAGCUGCAGUUAAGAAAUGAGUCCAUGCUCCUUUUCCCCGAAAGAGUGGCGGAAAUCGAACCUAGUCUAAAAAUAGCGUGACUUUCUAAAAACUGAUUUCACCUUAAUAAAUGUUAUCAUUCUGGUUAUUUUUCCAGAGUUUUGAUUGGUCUUGAGACGAUUACGUACGUAAUUGCACAUAACUGCUUACGGACAAUGGUCUGCUCUUUCGCAGUAGAGAAAAUUUAUUUUGCUGCGUUCUGUAAAUCCUCUGGCCAUGCGCAUUUGGAUUCCUGUCUUCCAGAGACAAUGGGGACUCUUUAUACCCUCAAUAAGUAAAACGAAACAAAAUAAAACAAAACGAUCGUUUUCGCAAACCACUGAUUGCCUCUGUUUUCGGCCUCGGCAAACCAUUGAUUUUUGGUUUGCUUGUCGCUGAUAUAUUACCAUAUUUUGCUUUCCCUUUUGUGCAAGCCCUCUCUGAUUGACGCCUUGUUUUUUUAAACUUACAAUGCAGAUCGCAUUCCCCCCCUCCCCCGCCUCUUGACAAAGCUUUUGACAAUCAUACAUUGUCGAACCAAUCAAAAUACAAGAUGUUUUGAAUGCGGAGUCGUAAGAACAUUGCACAAAUCUGUCGCCAAAAUAUCAUGGAUUCUGGUUGGUUUGAGUGUGUUUGCAUCUUGCUAUCUUUACGUAGGGAAGUUUAUUCUCCCUGACCCUUAAAAGAAGUUAGAAAAUUUCAAAUCAACCUCUUGUAAGGCCGCCUUUUGUUUUCACAAUUGUUUUCUGUUACUCCUUUCAAGGUUGCUGUGUUGAUUCUUUUUGCUGGUCUGCUCGCUGUUGGAAUUUACGGCUCGUUUCAAGUCGAAGACGGUUUAGAGCUCACUGAAGUAGUACCUCAAGGCAGUGUCGCCCAUCAAUUUGUAGAAGCACAGUUUAAGUACUUCUCGUUUUAUCCGAUGUCGCUCAUUACUCAAGAAGGAUUUGACUAUGCUAAUCGACAGAAGACUCUCUACUCUUAUCAUGAAGCUUUCAAAGAGGUUAGUUAUCACUUCAUUUACAUUUAUCUUGUUGAAGGCAGUUUUUUAACCUUAGUAUGUAGAGCAUGCGAACAAUAGUACUAUAGAUAUAGUGUAGAAUAACCAAGGACGGGCUGCCUCGUUUAGGGGGAAGGGAUGAAUAACUAGGGGAAGAUCCACAUUUUAUAGGGGGGAGGGGCUAUAGAAGACCCUAUCUGUCCUAUGAGUAGCGUGCGCACGGCCCCUCCCUCCCCUCCUGAUUUAUUUUUUGCCUGCGACUGGGACAGCUGUAGACAGGCUAUCUCUAAUAGACAUUUUUGAUGGUUAAAAGUGACAAUGAGGUAAAAUAAAGAUUAACAGGGGUUUAAUUUGGCCCUAUACUUCUAAACCCGACUCCUUGCCUUAGUUUGAGAUUAUUCGCCUUUUUAUAUUAUCUGACAGUCUGAGAAGUAUUCCGAAAACAAGGCAAACAUUUUAGGUAGUUGCUCUAGACCCAAAACAGAUAUCCUUUGUCAGUAGUUAAAGGAACAUCUCGUAUUUGCUUUGAGUUACAACUAGGUACUAAAUUGCGUCUUGUGCUUCUUUGUGUCAUAGAUUCCCAAUAUAAUCAGAAUUCCUGACUCAGAAGAAAUUCCUAAAUUUUGGAUGAUGUACUUUAGAGAUUGGCUGCGAGGUAAGGAGCUUUAUUGGACUUAAAAAAAUGCAACUGCUCCGCAUACCGGGCUGAUUUUCACGCUGGCCGAAAAUCUGCAAAUCGUCAGGAGCGCCAUAGGCAACCUACUUCCAUCCACGAACUUGCGAAACAGUUUCGGUCUUUAACAGUAAGUUCCAAUAAUACGUAGUAACAGUGAGAUCCUGGCGAGUACAUUUUGACAAUGACGUUCAGUUAGCCUGCUAGCGAGCUCUCGGGGGAGAGAUUAGGGAGAAAAUGAGAGCUCUCUCCAUCCCAGUCAUUUAAUCUGGAAAGAUUCAGUUUCCUUGAACAACAUAACCUUAUGUUUCUUUCAGAUCUCUAAUAAAUGUGAUGUUAUCUCCUAGAUAUUCAAACAGCGUUCAAUCAAGAAUGGGCUAAUAAGACCAUAACAUACUCUGGCUGGAAAGAAAAUGCUACAGACAACGGGGUCAUCGCGUUUAAACUGCUCUCUCAGACUGGAAACGGAGAUGAAAUCGAUAGAUCAAAGGUAAUCUGUUAAUAUGACAGUAAGAAAAGUAUUUUCUUCACAAGGCCAAUAGUGUUUCCUUCUCGUCAGUGUCGACAUAAAAAUAAACACAAUCGAAGAAAUUCUGCAAGCGCUCUUUCUGAGAAUGGUCCAUACAAUACGCUGGACUGGUAUGGUCUCUAGUUCUUUUGGCUGAGCUUUUAACACUUUUUCAUAUAAUGGGUUUUAUUUAAGCUCCGAGCGCCUGAGUUGACAGAAUUGUUCUCAGAUUGAGUGAAAUUAACGGAACGCACAUGAUUUAGCUUGGCUUGCUUGAUUUCUUUCAUCUCACCUUAACGCUAUUUCCACUACAAAAAUAUCACUGUGUUCAUUAGAGGAGGCAGGCCAGCCCAUUUUGCACAGGCAGACCCUGUAGGCUUCCAAGCGCGUUUAGCAUCAUGGCAGCUUAUAUUUGCUUACUUUUAAAAAACGAUUUCUGAUUAUCGAAAGGUAAUGAUGAAAGAAUUUUCAGAGUCGCAGAGAAGAAAAUCGUAUGCAUUAAUAAUGUCUUGGCACUCUGUGACCUGCACAAUUACAAACCGCAAACCAAGAUUAACGAAAGACAAAAUUCUCCCUACUAUCCAAGAUAAUGGUCCAAUUGCUCUCACUUAUUAUCUUAUUAUUUCACAGGUUCGAAAUUAUACACUAGUAAGUGAUGAUGGAGUUAUUCGGCCUGAAAUAUUUUACAAAGCUCUAACUCUUUGGGUGGACAGGGAUGUGUUGGGAUAUGCAUUUUCACAGGUUUGUUGAAUGUAACUUUUUCAAGUCACUAUUUCUGUCUGUACCAUUCACAUUGAUCGCUCUGUAAAAUUUCUCGAUGGCAAAAGCUAAUUAACAAGCUCUGUAUUAUUGUUAUUGUUGUAGGCUAACAUUAAACCAGAAACCGUUGACUGGUCUAACGUAAGGUCUCCUCAAGAUUAUGCCGCGAUACAAGGUGAUUAAAAUUAGUAUAUGCAAGAGUGUGUACAUCGUGCACCAGUGACGAGAAGGCCCCAGCCGGCUCAUAGCGACGAGAAGCUAUGGGAGACGAGAAUGUCUCCUUGAUAAGCCUCAACUGACUGUCGCUUCAACCUUACCUAGUCCUUGCACGGCGUUUUUUCCAUGCCUUCUCGUCCAAUUUACUUCGGUGACGUAUCCGAGGCGAACGGGCGGGAAACGCCUCCCUUUUUCGCUUGGACCACGUGGUCCGAAACGAACUGGACGCGCGGAAUAAUGAGGCCUAAGGACUAGGCAAGCUUCAUCCUCUUUUCUUGCGUCUUUCCUUAGGAAAAGGAAAGAGUAGAAACCUUAGGAACGAGGCUGGGAUUACUCCGCCCACCCCCCACCAACUGUUCCACCAUUUUACUACUCUUCCCUUUGGAGGAGACCUUUUGUUUAAACUUUUCCCCUGUCUUACUGUUAUUUCAGUUCCGACUGCGAAACCAAUCACAUUCGCUAAGAUCAACUUUAAUGUGAUUGGCCUCAAGGAAACCAAGGACUUUGUGGCACUGAUCAAGGUACUGUUUAUCUAAGGACUCAAAUAUUUUUCCAUUAAACGAAGAUAACUUCAUGAUAAGUUAGCGCAAACUCAUUAAAGGCACAUAAAUGACCUUAACCAAGAAAAGUGAAGUGCCUUCUAUCCCAGACUGUCCUAAUUCUCUCUCUAUUGAUUAUGGUGCCAUUCAUCCCUUGAAAAAUCUGCAGGGAUGCCAGAUAAACCUCAUAAAAAUGGUUUAAUCAACUGGGGUUGUCCAAUACUGCCUCGCUUCAGUUUGUAAUAGAACUGCGUUCUACUACGUCGAACGCUUUUUUCACCGAUAUUGAGAACUCAACAGUAAAGAGAACUUGGAGCUAAGAUGCAACAGGGAAAUGUGCAUGGUGUUUGUUUUAACACUUUCCAAAAUAACUGUGUAAUGUUUUUCUGCAGAAUGUUCGAGAAAUUUGCGACAGAUUCUCAGCCGAUGGCCUUCCAAACUAUCCUAGUGGUGUUCCGUUCACAUUCUGGGAGCAGUACAUCUGGCUAAGGAGGCAAAUCUAUAUCGCCAUUUCCAUUGCUCUGGCUGUCAGCUUUGUAGUUAUGGCGGUAAUGCUGUUCAACAUCUGGGCAGCGGCGCUUAUAACUCUCGUUCUGUUGAUGAUCACAGUAGAGAUGUAUGGCUUUAUGGGUUUGGCUGGGAUCAACCUUAGUGCUGUACCAGCGGUUACACUCAUUCUUUCGGUUGGAGUGGGUGUAGAAUUUACUGUUCAUAUGUGCUUGGUAAGUCCUUUAAAAUUGUCAGAUUAAGGUUUGACUGUUUUCAAUGGAUUUUAAUUUCAAAGGCUGCCCAAAGGUCCUUUAGUCUAAAAGAUAAAACCUCGCACAGCAUCUUGAAUAAAUAGCGCAAUAGGAAAGUACUGCUUAGUUGCAAAAUCAAUUUAGAUUCAAUUUUUGCGUUGCGGCGACAAAAUUCCUUUGUAGAGGCAAAGAUUUUUAUACGAAGCGAUUUAUUUUGUCGCUGCGACGUGUCGCGCAACUUGUCGCCCGACCUGUACACAAGACGUGAUUUUGCAGCGAUAUGUCACCUUGUGCAGCCUCGCUCCCAGUCGUCACCUAUCAAGCUUGUCAGGAGAAUUCGCGUAAUCGCGCUCGGUUCCAAGCCUCCUCCGCUCGGUGCGUACGGGCCCGGGGACGAGGUUGCGCCUAGUGUCCUCCAGUCUAAUGAUCUUGGUUUUCAUUACUCAGUGACACCCCAUCCACUUUAAAUCCCGUAAUCAGUUUUUUCUUUUUGACUGUUUCUUUCGCGAAUUUCUCGAAAACAAAAUUUAUUUUUAAUUUUUCCUUCAAUAACCUUCAUCCCUGACCAUUUUCAGGCCUUCCUACACACGCUUGGAAACAGAAACGAAAGAAUGCAGAAGGCCAUUGAACACGUGUUUGUACCCAUCGUGGAUGGUGCUAUUUCCACUUUUCUGGGCGUGGUGAUGCUGGCAGGUUCCCCUUUUCAGUUUAUAGUCAGGUAAGAAAGUUCUUCAGCGAUAAUCUGACGCGGCCUUAUCAUGAAAAUUAUCGCAGAAUUUGUUUACCAGAUUAAAUUUGCCGAAUUUAAAUUUUAACUGUGCCGGCGACACCAAAAAACCAUGGCGUUGCCUCUGUGGCCAUCUUAGGUCUCUUACGUCGGUUUUGUUGUAUGAUUUUUGUCAAGUAUUAUCUCAAAUACGAGGAGGAGUGUUUCAUGCGAUUUUUCCAAAGCUUAGAAAAAACAUGUCAAACACGAGGUGGAGUGUUUCAUCUGAUAUACAAUCACUGAGAAGUAUUACAUCAAACGCGAGCAGUAUUUUAUCUUAGAUCCAAACACCUACAAGUCAUAUAACUAACGCGAGAGUGUUUCAGGAGAACUUAGCCAAUAUCCAAACACNGUAAGUCCUUUAAAAUUGUCAGAUUAAGGUUUGACUGUUUUCAAUGGAUUUUAAUUUCAAAGGCUGCCCAAAGGUCCUUUAGUCUAAAAGAUAAAACCUCGCACAGCAUCUUGAAUAAAUACCGCAAUAGGAAAGUACUGCUUAGUAGCAAAAUCAAUUUAGAUUCAAUUUUUGCGACGCGUUGCGGCGACAAAAUUCCUUUGCAGAGGCAAAGAUUUUUAUACGAAGCGAUUUAUUUUGUCGCUGCGACGUGUCGCGCAACUUGUCGCCCGACCUGUACACAAGACGGGAUUUGUCGCCUCGACGCGUUGCAGCGACAUGUCACCUUGUGCAGCCUCGUUCUCAGUCGUCACCUAUCAAGCUUGUCAGGAGAAUUCGCGUAAUCGCGCUCGGUUCCAAGCCUCCUCCGCUCGGUGCGUACGGGCCCGGGGACGGGGCUGCGCCUAGUGUCCUCCAGUCAAAUGAUCUUGGUUUUCAUUACUCAGUGACACCCCAUCCACUUUAAAUCCCGUAAUCAGUUUUUUCUUUUUGACCGUUUCUUUCGCGAAUUUCUCGAAAACAAAAUUUAUUUUUAAUUUUUCCUUCAAUGACCUCCAUCCCUGACCAUUUUCAGGCCUUCCUACACACGCUUGGAAACAGAAACGAAAGAAUGCAGAAGGCCAUUGAACACGUGUUUGUACCCAUCGUGGAUGGUGCUAUUUCCACUUUUCUGGGCGUGGUGAUGCUGGCAGGUUCCCCCUUUCAGUUUAUAGUCAGGUAAGAAAGUUCUUCAGCGAUAAUCUGACGCGGCCUUAUCAUGAAAAUUAUCGCAGAAUUUGUUUACCAGAUUAAAUUUGCCGAAUUUAAAUUUUAACUGUGCCGGCGACGCCAAAAAACCAUGGCGUUGCCUCUGUGGCCAUCUUAGGUCUGUUACGUCGGUUUUGUUGUAUGAUUUUUGUCAAGUAUUAUCUCAAACACGAGGAGGAGUGUUUCAUGCGAUGUUUCCAAACACUUAGAAAAAAUAUAUCAAACACGAGGUGGAGUGUUUCAUCUGAUAUACAAUCACUGAGAAGUAUUACAUCAAACGCGAGCAGUAUUUUAUCUUAGAUCCAAACACCUACAAGUCAUAUAACUAACGCGAGAGUGUUUCAGGAGAACCUAGCCAAUAUCCAAACACCGCAAGAGAUUAUACUUAUAUCAAACUCGGGAAGGAAUGUACCAGCAGAUAUGCAACAACUCCCCCUCCCCUCAAAAUGUGGGCAGAAAUAAACGAGUCUUUUUAAAUAAUCUAUCCUCAAGGUAACUCAACAUAGUUAUAAAGAAACACUUUCCAAGGUGUUCAGAUGAAGCUUCUGAACUGAGCAGUUUUUGGUCAAACGCAAGCAUAAUUUUGUAAUAAUUAAUUGUAAUAAUUAGGAUCCAACCAGCCUCGUUCCCAGUCGUCGUCGGCGAUUUCGGAUGUGACGUCACCUGUCAAGCUUGGGAAAGUUCGCUAUCGCACUCGGUUCCAAGCCUCCUCUGGUAACUCGGAUAGCGCGAACUGGCCUAGGUACGAGGCUGGGAUCCGACAUUGUUUUCUUGUCAAACUUCAAUGGUGAUGUCGCAUAAUUUUUCUCCUUUUCAGGUAUUUCUUUAACCUCCUCGUGGCCCUUAUUUUGAUUGGUACAUUUAAUGGCCUCCUUUUCCUACCUGUUCUUCUUUCUAUCGUUGGACCCGGAGCAGUGGUAAGUAAUAAACCCAAGGAGACGCAUUGUUUUCAACUAUAUGGGACCGUACCAUAAGGAACGUAUACCUCUUUUUCUUACUGCGUAUGCGUUCUGUGCUUCCAUGAAGAAAGGUGUCUUCAAAUACACGCUUUAUAUCACGUAACUGUUAGCAAACGUUAAUCUAGACCGAAGAUGGUUUUACUUUAUGGUUCGCAAGCGCUGCGCGCUGCCUUUUAAUGUCGCGUCGCUUCUAAAAGGACAACUAACGAAGUUAAAAAAUAUAUAGUCGCUUCCUGCGUGCAAUGUGGUAUAGCAUCAAAGCGUCUUUUCCCUUACAUUCUACUCGAAUGGUCUUACAAAGCGAGGGGCCCCUAAGAGAGAACAGGUCAUUUCUGGGUAACCCAAAGCCUCGGUGUCAAAGCGAGGCUAAGUACAAAGCCACUGAUAGGAAAAUGAUUUCUUAUUCUCAUGCCAAUGAACCUCGCCAGAAAGGAUUAGGACUUAUAGCCUCGUUUUGAAAAUUUUUUUGGUACUCGGAGAUAAUCAAGAUUUUUGCCAAGUGACCUACUGUACAUGGAGGCUAACUUUCGUUUUUUUUUUUUUAGGCACAGGAAAUUAACACCCCCGAUGCCAAUGACUCUAUUGCUUCUCAAAACAAAGCCAUGGAUGCCUCGUCUGCUGAAUCAGCCAUUAAUUCUCUGGAAGGUGAACAAAAUGAAAUGGGGGUAAUCAAGAAGGAUGAGAAUAAGCUCAGGGAUCAUAGCCCGACAGUGGGAAGGACGGUUAUGAACGUUAAACACGGCUCUCAAGUAGAGCCAGCUGAAAAUGAUCCAAGGGGCGCAAGCAGAGGAACUAGUGAUGAUCUAAAUGCAAAAGCCAUGAAUAUUAAACGUUAAUUUACACGUAUUGAAACUUGCCUGAUGCAAGACUACAACGAAGCACCCGAAAACAGAGCCCUCUCUAGUCGUCUUGAUUAAAGGCGAGAAAAAAAAGGCUCUGCUUGAAUCGACUCGCCGCAACCCGAACGUCUGGACUAGUCAAUCUUGUUUUCUUUCGUCAAACUGUUUUUUCGUGCGCGAGCAUCCAUUUAUUAUUAAACCAA
Molecule: messenger RNA, 29048 nt
Organism: Porites evermanni
Lineage: Eukaryota; Metazoa; Cnidaria; Anthozoa; Scleractinia; Poritidae
Source: the annotation of a GenBank genome assembly